AUGUCUUUGCCCCCAACGAAAUCAGCUCUCGUUGGUGGCAAAGUCAUAGACAAGUAUGAAUUCAACAGAACAUACCACGGUAUUGCGAUAUCCGAACAAUGGCAAGCCUGGGAGACGGCGCACUUCUUCCGCGUCAGGUCCAUUAUUGAGAAUCCGACCGUAGGCGCGCGGCUUAUUUCCUACGGCUGUAACAAUGGUGAUGGUAGUUCACUCAACUGUACGAAGACAUGUUCGAACGCAACGCUUAUGUACAGUUCACCCGAGAACCUGUGGAACUGUAUGACGCUCGCGACGUUGGGGAUGUUAGUCGGUCCUGGGAAUGAUACGAUUGACCGCGAGAGUGAGAAGAAGAUGGAUGAGAAGUUUCAUUUUGGAACUGUUGAGAAGUUCAAUUCCUUGAAUGUAUUUCGGAAGGUCAGAGACUGCGCUUGGGCUUCUUGUUCUGACUCUACGUACGGCAGCUGUCCUGUUUCACCGAAUAAUAUCGCCAAGUUUGGGAGAGUUAUGGCAAAGCCCUAUUGUCAGGCUGCAAGUGCCGGUAUCGAUUUGGACAUCGCUGGACAAGGUAUCGUCACGGCAUAUGUCAUCCAGCUCGUCCUUGUCCUUUUCCUCGGCCUGUGCUUCAAACUCACAACGUCCUGGAUCCGAACCUUUGGCCGCAUGAGUAGCUCAUUUCAAAAGGACUCUGUAUUCCGAGAGACAUGCCAAAGGUGGCAGACAACACUGUCUGAAACACGCUUCGCAAAAGCUGCGUCCUCCGCCAUGCUCGACUUUCAAGAAUCACAAGCCUUGUUCGCUGCUACCAUCUCGAUCACAGCCAUCAUCACAUUUGAUGGCGGAAAUAGAGCAGGUUUGGCAAACAUGCUUACACUCUUCUCGUGGAUGUUCAACCAUCGCAUACUACAGGGCCUGAUCACAGCAGGCAUGUACCCAGUACUGAUGGCACAGCUCGUCAUGCAUCGAGCUGGAGAGCGCCGCUUCUAUACCCUAUUCUUUGUUGUCUUAUCUUGGAUACUGAUGACUGUCAUCACAAAGUUUCAGGAUUUCAACGCCGAUGCAUUCGAGGAACACUUGAAGCAGGUUUCGACCGUAGAUGCUUGCGGAGGUAACCCCGGGCCGAUGAGCUUUUGUCAGGGCAUCAAGGAAAAGAACAGCUAUGACUUUUUUAACCUUACUCUUGCAUGUCGUUUUACGGUUCACAUAAUUGUGUCAUGCCUUAUCAUCGACUGGAUUCUGCAUUUUACCAAGACAAGAAUGACCGGAGAUAAAGUCAAGUAUACGCAAAUCGGCGGAGAGUCUCGGACAAUCUUCUCAUUCGCAGAGACCAAAGGGGCCAGACUCUCACUGGGAGUCUUCUGGGCUGCGAUAGAACUGCUCACAGUUAUUAUGAUCUUCAUUGGCUUGCGUGAGAUGGUCGAACUUCUUGACAUGCACUCAGCCGAUGGGGGUCUGUCGACAUGGGGCUUUGGACAGCUUGUCGCCGUAGCUAUCUGGUUCCCGGUGAUGAUCAAGUUUAUUUGCCUCAGUAUCUUUGGACCCAGGAAAGAGAUCAAGCAGAAAGACAACCCGGGCAAGCCGCAGGUAUUGGAGAUGGUUAGCUACCCACACAACAAAGCGGACAACACAGCAUCUAGUUCUGCAUAA
Molecule: messenger RNA, 1644 nt
Organism: Fusarium oxysporum Fo47
Lineage: Eukaryota; Fungi; Ascomycota; Sordariomycetes; Hypocreales; Nectriaceae
Exons: 5
Coding region: 1-1644 (547 amino acids)
Source: RefSeq, a predicted model, not a curated record